AUGGGUGAGAAUUUACAUUAUGCUGUACGUGGUUCUAAUGGUUUCGGUAUAAUUAGAGGUAUUAGCUCACCGUUAAGGAUAUACGAUAAAUCUGAAGAUCCUAAGUCACAUCCGUGUCGGGUAUUUCAAUUCAGUAAUACUGGACAAUAUUUUUGUUAUUGCGAUACUGCUAGGACAGUUCUAGUGGAAAGUUCUUCUGGACGAGAAAUAUUUAAUGUUGACUUACCGCGUACUCAACAAAUUGUCUUUUCUCCAAGAGACCGUUUAUUGGCAACAUAUGAACCAUAUGUUUCCUACGUUGCUAAAACGGCUGAAAAUAUCGAACAACGACAACCAGCACCAAAUCUAAGGUUAUGGUCACUUCCAGAAGGAAAGCAUAUUACUACAUUAAUUGCUCAAAAACAGAACUCAUGGAAAAUUCAAUGGACUGAUGAUGAAGUUUAUUCAGUUCGUUUAAUUGGAUCCGAAAUUUUGAUUCACAAAUAUAAUUCAUAUGAGAAAUAUGAGUCAAAAUUGGUGAUACGAAAUGUUGAAAGUUGCUCAUUGAGCUCUGGAAUGGAACCACAUCAUCUUGCAGUAUAUGUUCCUGCAUCUGGUGGGCAACCUGCAUUAGUGCAACUCAAAAGGUUGGAUCACAAAUUCACUACUGUGGCUAGCAAAACUCUCUUUAAAUGCGAUAAAGUUAAUUUGUUAUGGAGUUGCAAAGGAAGUGCAAUGAUAGUAAUGGCAAUAGUGGAUGUUGAUAUUUCAAAUAAAAGUUACUAUGGUGAACAAAACUUAUAUCUUGUGGCGGUAAAUGGUGAUAGUUGUGCUGUGCCGCUCGAGAAGAAUGGACCAGUUUAUAGCGCUAAAUGGAGUCCUAAUGGAAAACAAUUUGCAGUUUGUUAUGGCUUUAUGCCUGCUCGGGUAACUUUGUACAAUUUGAAAUGUGAUCCAGUUUUCGAUUUUGGAGAAGGACCACGAAAUGAUAUGUAUUACAAUCGAUUUGGAAAUAUCUUGAUACUUUGUGGUUUCGGGAAUAUUGCCAGUGGUCGUAUGCAAUUUUGGGAUGUAGAAGCUCGACGUGAAAUUGUUACUAUUGAGGCACCAAACACGACAUUAUUAGAAUGGGCACCAGAUGGUCAGCAUUUAAUGACUGCCACUACAGCUCCAAGACUUCGAAUCGAUAAUUGCUUUAGGAUAUGGCAUUACAGUGGUCGUUUACUUUAUGAACAUCGCUGUGAUUCUUCUUCCGAAUUAUGGCAGGUGCAAUGGCGACCUGUUCCUGGGAAUAUUUACCAUUCCUUUUCGAUUCCACUUCUAACAGUUGAAGACAAAGCAAAAGCUGGCUUAAUAGUGCAGAAGAAGAUUAUGGGUGAUGAACAUCCAGCUAAUAAUUUGCCAGUUGGUGCAAUCAGUAAAAAUGGAACUUAUGUGCCUCCUCAUUUACGGAAAGGUUCAGCAAAAAAUGUUUUGAAAGUGGCAACAUCGACUUCAACUUCAAAGGCUCCAUUAUCUGAAAAAGAGAAAAAGAUACGUGCGCUGCAAAAGAAAAUUGAUGAUAUUGAGAAGUUAAAGAAGCGAAAAGAAAGCGGACAAAUUUUGGAAGCAAAUCAGAUGGCAAAAAUUAAUAAGGAAGAUGAAAUUAUCGAAGAAUUGGAAAAAUUAAAGGUUGCUUGA
Molecule: messenger RNA, 1659 nt
Organism: Brugia pahangi
Lineage: Eukaryota; Metazoa; Nematoda; Chromadorea; Rhabditida; Onchocercidae
Source: the annotation of a GenBank genome assembly